Messenger RNA from Larimichthys crocea (large yellow croaker), 4956 nucleotides. It is a transcript of the gene nrg3b, whose product is annotated as neuregulin 3b. Gene Ontology annotation, biological process: intracellular signal transduction; nervous system development; animal organ development. Bases 2396 to 4744 code for a protein of 782 amino acids. Lineage: Eukaryota; Metazoa; Chordata; Actinopteri; Sciaenidae. The transcript has 9 exons. Gene Ontology annotation, molecular function: chemorepellent activity. The record is from RefSeq and is a predicted model, not a curated record.
AACUAAGCCCCGCUCGCUCAUAAUAUCGCAUGAAUGUAGAGUGACUUAUGCUCUUGAUGGUAUUGAAUGGGCAUAACUUUUGUGCACUUCAGAUCUCAUUUGUGAUGCGCAUGCAUUUCAAAGGGUAAACUCAUGUGCAUGCAGUAAUUUGUCCAUCCUGUUGACUGGAUCGCUUCUACAUCUUUCCUUACCAAAAAAAUGCCAAAUCUGGCUUGAUUACACUACCUUGAGGUGUGUUUUUUCCACUCAUAAUCUGAUGUCACUAAGUCAUAUUGCCCAUAAAGCCUGGUUGGCAGUGCGCCUAAAGCACUAGGGUCCCCUGUGAACUGUAAAAUAAAGGAUUCAUCUACUGCCCAUGGUAGUAUCAAGUUGAAGUAGUGCUCUACCUCGCCCAUAAAUUAUGUGCCAGGUGUUUUGUUUGUUUGCUCUUGUGUGCCGCCGGUGGAAGACAUCGGGGGUGGCGCCUCCCUCCACCUCCACCUCCACCUCCUCCCAUCCCUUCCCCUCCCAUCCACCAUCUCACCGCUCCCUGGGGUGUGUCUAUGGCAUCGCCUCUCCUCUCCACACCGUGUGUGUGUGUGUGUGUGUGUGUGUGUGUGGCGUGCGCUGCUGUUGCUGCCGCCUCCUCCCUCUGCCUCCUAUCUGCAUCUGCUGCAGAGCUUAGCCAACACGCAUCUAUGCUCUGUCUCUCUCUCUCUCUUGUUUUUUUUCCCACUACCCACCUAUUUCUACCCACCAGAGUCUUUCUUUUCUCUUCUUUCUCUCUUCUUCUUUUCUUUUUUUUUUUUGCUGAUGAGGGAGUCUGCGCACACACCUACAGCCGCGGAGUCUUAAGGUGGAGGGGGAAAGAGAGAUGGGGCAGUCACAAGUCGUCACUUUGGAGUAUUGAGGACGGCGGUGAACCGGAGAAGAGAGCCGGAUGGGUUAGGAGCCGUGAAACCCACAUCACUCACCGCGGAUUGAGCAAGCCUCCCCCCUCCUCUCCUCCUCCUCCCCUCUCUCUCUCUGUCUCUCCCUAGUCUGCAGCCUCCAAGAACAGCCGCCGCAUCAUUUUUUUCAGAGCAGCAGCCCCCUCCCUCCCUCCCUCCAUCCUCUCUCUUCUCUCCAUCUCCCUUUCUGCUGCUUGCACCACUGUGGGAAUGCAGCGAAGGUAAACCGAAUCGCUGCUUCUUCUUCCUCUUCUUCUUUUUGUUAAAAAAUACCACUCCACACAGUACCAACAUUGGAUCUAUCUAUCUAUCCAUCCAUCCAUCAUCAUCGCAGUGGCGGACUGCAGACGGACACCUCUGGAGACGCACGACUGUCACUCCGGGAGAAUCAAGAGUGGGGUGGUCGGCGCAGGGAUUGGACCAGUUGGAUUUUGCCUCGCUACCUCCGGACACCAGGACUACCAAACACCAUCCAUCUCACUGCUGGCAGAUCCCGUCUGCCUCUGCCUACGUUUCAGUUUCAGUCGCUCUCUCUUCCACCGGAUUACCGGCAGCUGGAGUGACCAGAGGAGAAGGAGGGGGGUAAAAAUAAAAAAAGGGUGGCCGGGCAUUGGAGAGGCUAUUAGAGGGGGAAAAACUUGAAGUAGAAGACAUAUGCAAAAGAAAAAAGGAAGCUCUGUAAUGUGUUUGCAGGAGCUCAAAUGAAACCUGAGAGAAUAAAGGAAUUAAGGAACAGUCGCUGGUUUGUAUGUUAAGGACCUUAUGCGGCCGAUAAUCAACCAACUGAGAGUGGAGAAGGGUGCUGCCGGAGCCUGGCUUGUUGAUGUACGCACGCACACACGCACAUGGAUUUACAGCUCCAGUCUGAAGCGGAUCGAUAUCCUCCUUCGUUCUUUUUCUUUUUUCUUUUUUUAACCUCGGCUUUUUUUUUCCUUUUUCUUUUUUUUAACAAGGGAGUGAAGAAUCCUGGGAUUUAUCACCGCUUCGUUAGCGCCGAAGUGCAGUGACGCGCCCCUCGCCCUGCUCCUCUCACCUGUCCAUAACCUGUGUGCUCGUGUUGGAAGUGUGUGUGCGUGUGUUUUCUUGUGCGUAUUUUGCGUGUGCGUGUGUGUGUGCGCAUGUAUGUAUGUGAGAGUGUGUGUAUGUGUGUGUGUGGCUUGUUGUCCGCCAGAGGGAGUGUAGGUUAUACUGCUUGUGUAUGCAUCUGAGUGCUGUGCCAGCUUUUAAUUAGUUAUACGUGACUGUGAGUGAUUGUGUCUGCCCUUGCUCGUGUAUUAGUUCAUCUUUUAGGUUUGUGCAUGUAGAUAUAUAAGGCUAAGCAUUGUGGUGGGUACUUACUUAAGAUGCCAAACGUUUCUUCUGCACCACACCCCCUUCCUCGUGUAUGCCCUUGUACCAUUUGGCCACCUGUUUGACCUCCUGAACACCUCCAAAAGACAAAAAAAAAAGAAAAAAGCUCCAGCACGAUGAGUGACCGCUCUGGUGCAAGCACUAUAGCGGCCAUGACGCUGGAGGAGCCAGGGGCUGAACAGGCAUCUCCCCGAGCCCCGGGCCCUCUCCGCUGUGGCCCCUGUGCAGUCUGGCCUCGCCAGCAAACGUGGCUGUGUGCUGUACCCCUAGUAAUGGGCUUUGUGGGACUGGGACUAAGUCUCAUGUUGCUGAAAUGGAUUGUGGUGGGAUCUGUCCAAGACUAUGUCCCCACUGAUCUAGUGGAUCCUAAAGGUAGUAUUGGACAGGACCCUAUAUUUCUCUCUAAACCCAGUGCCAUGCCCAAGGCGCCCGACAUUUCCACGGCCACCACUACUUCAUCUGCCUCGACCACAGCUAUUGUGUCGACUACCACGCCGCUAGCCGCAGAUGGUACCGCCCCAGCGCCAAAAACUCGAUCAGGGCAUCCAGCAAACCACUCGGCCAAUGGCAGCACUGCCAAUGGAGACGGCAACCACGUCCCACACCUUCACAACCGUGUCGGCACCCGCAUUAGUGGGACUGUGGUUACCACCUCCACUACUCGCGCCACCCGACUCACCCCGCCACCCAGUGGUAAAGAGGUCACCCCUCGCAGCACUGUCCGAAAAGGGAGUAGUCCUAGUAAUGGACGUAAUGGAGCCACAAAGCCAGGACAGACUUCUGAUACCAUUACUACCACAGCAUCCACCACAAGUACAGCGACUGUGAAGACCACGAUCAAGGUGCAGCCGACUACCUCCCAGCCGGCAGCCCCAGUCAAGCCCACAUCACGCUGGAAUCAUGGGCGCCCGGGAAAGGGCCCAGCCACACGCCCACACCACCGUUUCCGAACACCAGUGGCCCCUACUCUUCCGAGUCUACGUUCAGAGGUCUUCAAACCGUGUGUGGAAGACAAGGACCUGGCCUUUUGUCUAAAUGAGGGAGAGUGCUCCAUCAUUGAAACUGUGGCUGGGGUUCACAGACACUGCAGGUGUAAGGAGGGCUACCAUGGACUGCGCUGUGACCAGUUUGUACCCAAGACAGAUGCUAUCUUGUCAGACCCAACGGAUGAACUUGGGAUCGAGUUCAUGGAGAGUGGUGACACCUACCAGAGGCAGGUGCUGUCCAUCUUCAGCAUCGCCUCAGGGAUCUGUCUUCUUGGAGUGGCAUGUAUGGCUCUCUACCGCCGCAACAAAAGACACAGGGAAAAACUGCAAGCUCAUUUCUCUGAUAGCCGCAGCCUGAGGGACUGCAGCGUCAACGCCUCGGGCCUGAUGUCCAAGUCUACUCCCAGACUUCAGUACAGCCUUCAACUCCAAAAGAGCUGCAGUUCCCAUGGAUCGGCCGGUAAGGGCGGCAGCGUGGCGCCCGGCACAUCGGCAGCAGCCCCACCUCUUCUCAGCAGAGCGUCUAAAGGGAAACGCUUCAGGAGUAGUUCCCUUUCACUCAGUCCUGCCCAACAACGGAGGGAGAAUACGUACUUCAGGACUCCGCCCAUUUCCAGAGGAAAACACAAAUUAACGACAAAUCUCAUCGACGGAUCGAGAGCGUCUGGCCACGUCUACAAACACUUGCAGGAGGACGAGUCAACGGAUAUAGAGUCGAUAAAAAGGUGUGAUUCUGCAAGCGGAAGAGUCGGCGCCCUCCUCAGCAGGACCUCACUCUCUCACUUCGUGGCCAGAAAGGGAUGGACUGAGGUCCCCUGCACCCGUCUGGAUAAAGCAACAACCUUCCUUCCACCCUCCCUGCGUACCCAAUCUGUACCUAUCAUACCUUCACUCCAAGCGUGUGACCUCGAGGCUAGGAAUGCGGAAAUGAGUGACCGGAAUCAAGGAGGGCUCCUAAAGUGGCACCCCGUGGUGGUUGGAAAGAGAGCGUUGCCCAUUAACAAUUCUCCCUCUCCCCCCUGUGAGACUGUCGCGCUGGCGUCUGGUGUUAUGCCCGGCAGUGUUAGCCCUCCUGCCGCCACCAACGUCCCACCGAGGUCGGAGAAGAAUCUCAGCCGUGCACAAACAUCCAGCUCCAUUGAAAUUACAGUGGAACUCGCACAGGAAUUAAAACAGAAAAGCAUUUCCAGGCCCGUGAAAAUAUCUGGCUCUCAGAGCGACAUCCAACGCAGUGGCACAAACACUCUCCAGGCUGGGACUGUGCAGGAGUCAGACGGGAGAAGUGUCCAAUAUCCAGCCCGAGUUCUGCAUACUGGCAGUGGAACCAGAGGUUUGAAGGCAGCAGGCCAAAGAGAAGCCCAGGGACAGUGCCAAGGUCAGACAUCCCUGGUAUACGGAGGCGCAAACUGCUCCUUGGCCACCAAAGGACCCAGCUGCAGAGGAAAUGGAAACGCGUAUGCCAAGCCGUCUGCAAGCUGAUUGGAUUAACUCUGUAAAGCUUCAAAGACAGUGUUUCCUAUAACUGUAUACCUUUUGCUGGUGGCGCGGGAUGGUUAGGAGGUGGGACCAUCUGUGUGUCGCCACACGGACCAAUGACAGAUGGCCGUUCGAUUUUGAAGAAACAUGAACAGAUUGAACUGCCGUGGAAAAAAAAAAAAUAUUGACAUAACAAAAGACAUCAAAUUAUAAAA